UACAUUCCUUAUGCCUUAGAAAAACAUAUGCACUUCCAAACAUGAGGCUCAUCAAACUAGCCAUAAUAACAUUGGCAAUAAUAAUAACACUUGCUACUACAAACAUAUCAUGCCUUGAUCAAACUACACUUCCACUGCCACCGGGCCCACCGGCCGCAGCUGUUGCAGGGCAGCUCUGCAUAAGUGAGUGUGGCAGUUGCCCUGUCAUUUGCUCUUCAUCACCACCACCACCACCAUCACCAUCCACCCCCACAAUCCUCACACCACUCUUCCCUUUGUCCCCACCACGGGCCGCUAAACCUCCACCACCGGAAACCAUCCAACCGCCCCUGCCACCAUCGUCGGACCUUCCACCACUACUGCCAAUACAACCACCAUCAUCCGAAGGUUACCUGCCGCCACCUUCUCCAAAGGCGGCACAUCCACCGCCGUCACCACCACCACCACCAUCGCCGCCUUCGUCCUCGAGUGGCUCGCCGAAGAGUAGUAGUGGGGGAAGUUAUAAUCAUCCUCCUCCUAGUCCAUCAGUUUCAUUUCCAUUGGUUAUAGAUCCAGCUGGUCCUUCCCCUCCUAAUCCAUACUACUACUUCUAUGAGUCUGGUGCUGCAUUUACAUCACUUCCUUUUCCAACUUACUUCUCUGUUUUUGUAAUCUUUGUCAUUCAUAUAUGCUAUGUCUUAUCUUAGUAUGAUAAGUUCAUAUCAUUGUUAUAAUAUAGUUUUGCACUAAUAUUUUUCACAUUUUUUUUUCUUGGGUGUGGGAAAUGUAAAUUUUUAGUUCUUACUUUGGUUUAUUUUACUUUGUCAUGGACUUUGUAUGCAACCGAAAAUAUAGUCAUAAACUACUUAUUUUUGUUC
Messenger RNA from Spinacia oleracea (spinach), 857 nucleotides. Its product is annotated as proline-rich receptor-like protein kinase PERK2. The record is from RefSeq and is a predicted model, not a curated record. Lineage: Eukaryota; Viridiplantae; Streptophyta; Magnoliopsida; Caryophyllales; Amaranthaceae. The transcript has a single exon. The coding region runs from base 42 to 686 and encodes 214 amino acids.